AUGGCUAAGCGUCUAUUCGGAACAAUUCCUCAUAUUCUCCACCCACGCAAAAUCAUCCCCAAUACAAGACUGAUUCUUGCACGCCCUAUUUCGACGUUCCAGAAAAUGCCUGAGCCCUGUGAUCUGUUCGAGUACACGUCUGGACGAUGGAUCUAUAAUGACAAUUUGAGACGACGCGAGAGAAGACGAGUUUUCAAUAUCUCUGGACUUAAGCGCCUUGCUGCUCUAGCUGUUCAGAAGAAAGAAACCGAUAUAAUUGAAUUCAAAAAACUUGCUGAGGGAGGCUUCAACCGGACUUUUCUGAUCACCAUGCGAGAUGGCUAUCGAUUUGUUGCACGAAUUCCAUAUCCGGCUACCGAACCAAGAUUCCUAUUGGUCGCGAGUGAAGUCGCAACGCUGGGUUUUCUACGUGCUCAUGGUAUCCCGGUACCGAAGGUUUUUGGCUACUCUACCGUUGCAGAUAAUUGUGCGGGUACAGAAUACAUAUUCAUGGAGCAUGUCCAAGGAAAAAAUCUAGGGGAUGUGUGGUAUACCUUGUCUGAACGGGAAAGAAGAGAAUUGGUUGCAAGAAUUGUGCAGCUAGAGUCUCGUUUAUUCAGCUUGCAGUUUCCAGCAAGUGGAAGUCUCUAUUACUGCAAUGAUUUGCCAGAUAAUUACCCCCGAGUCAUUGUCACAAGCCUCGGAUCGACCCACCGCUUCUGCAUCGGCCCUGAUACUUCGCUACGGAUGUGGUAUGGGAAAAGACUCAACUUGUCGGUUGAGCGUGGACCUUUUCUUACUGCCGGUGCCGAAAAGGAGAUUACCUAUCUUGAGAAAUUUGGGCGACCUCUCCAGCCAUUCCAGCGUCUUCGCCGAGAGGUAUAUAACUAUCAGUCUCAGUCCCACCUCGAACAUGCUGUGGCUCUAGAGAAAUACCUUCAGAUUGCACCUUACCUUAUACCACAUAACUGUCCGGCCCUUCAUCGUCCAACCAUACGACACCCCGAUCUUCAACCCAACAACAUAUUUAUCUCUGAUGACCUGGAGGUCACGGGGUUAAUUGAUUGGCAGCACAGUACGAUUUUGCCAUUAUUUUUACAGUGUGGUAUUCCAGAGAGUCUGCAGAAUUAUGGCGACGAGAUCUCGGAAUCACUACAACUCCCGACUUUACCGAACAACUUCGAUGAACUCGAAGAAAUAGAGCAAUUCCAGCAAGCGGACCUCCUACGCAGGCGUCAACUCCACUAUUUUUAUGUCAAACUGACAGCAGAAAGAAAUCCUGAACAUUACGAGGCCUUGACCCUUGAUUUCAGUACCUUGAGGCGGCGGCUUUUUGAUCAUGCAAGUGACCCUUGGGAGGGUGACAAUGUGACUUUGACAGCCGAUUUGAUGAAACUGUCUAGGAUGUGGACAGACUUGACUCGUGAUACUAGAACACCUUGUCCAAUAUCCUUUUCGGAUGAUGAGUUGACGAAAUGUCUACGGCUGGAACGCGCACAGUCUGGAGCAGACGAACAAUUCCAGACUUGCCAGGAAGCGAUUGGGGUUGGGCAUGAGGGCUGGGUGCCCUUAGCAAACUAUGAUGAGGCGAAAAGAAGCGAGAGAAAACUGAAAGCGGACGCUCUCGAUGCUGCCGAAACGGAAGAAGAGAAGACGAGAAUCCAAGAAAACUGGAUUUUCGACGACUUUUGCGAGGAAGAAUAUAUGUGA
This is a messenger RNA of Penicillium paradoxum, 1689 nucleotides long. RefSeq lists its product as uncharacterized. Bases 1 to 1689 code for a protein of 562 amino acids. The record is from RefSeq and is a predicted model, not a curated record. Gene Ontology annotation, cellular component: mitochondrion. NCBI's taxonomy places the organism in Eukaryota, Fungi, Ascomycota, Eurotiomycetes, Eurotiales, Aspergillaceae. The transcript is spliced from 3 exons.